UAAAAACGCGUCGGUCGCGCGGCGACGCGACAUUCAUCUCUGGAACAUCCUUGGUACCACAUCGACGUUAGUGCGAGUUGGAACUUAUUUCUGUGCGAAGAGCUCAGGUGACCGAAGUUAAUCAAGGAUGAAGCUAACUGUCGUCUUGCUGAUGGCCAUCGCCGUCGUACUCGUGACGGCGGCCGAUGACGGGGUCGAUGAGGAGUACAUACACCUGCCAGGGAAAACUUGCGAGGAUGCACCGCCGUGUCCCGACGAGAGACCCUGCGUGAUGGCUCCACCUCAUUGCAACGUUGGCACUUGCGGCACAGAUCCGGUACCGACGUGCGGCAAAAAGCCAAAAAUGUAGUAAAAUCCUGAACGCGCGAGCUCGAAGGGAGCCCUAUAUUGUAUCUUGACACGAUGCUGCUUCUUACGAUUAAUAAAACAUAUUGUUGUCGCUGACGAAAAAAAU
Messenger RNA from Temnothorax curvispinosus, 454 nucleotides. RefSeq lists its product as uncharacterized. Bases 128 to 349 code for a protein of 73 amino acids. NCBI's taxonomy places the organism in Eukaryota, Metazoa, Arthropoda, Insecta, Hymenoptera, Formicidae. The transcript is spliced from 2 exons. The record is from RefSeq and is a predicted model, not a curated record.